Sitodiplosis mosellana (orange wheat blossom midge) is the source of this 10976-nucleotide messenger RNA. RefSeq names its product peripheral-type benzodiazepine receptor-associated protein 1-like. Lineage: Eukaryota; Metazoa; Arthropoda; Insecta; Diptera; Cecidomyiidae. The record is from RefSeq and is a predicted model, not a curated record. The coding region runs from base 61 to 2595 and encodes 844 amino acids. The transcript has 16 exons. Gene Ontology annotation, molecular function: protein binding. Gene Ontology annotation, biological process: neuromuscular synaptic transmission.
CGUAUAAGUGUUCGCAGUGUUACACAUGAUCGACAUACAUCACGUGAUGCCGCUUGUACAAUGAUUAUUGGACGGGAUACUGCCCACUUGGGACCAUCAGCAGUACGAGCUUCAAAUAUAACAUGCUCUUCAGCAGUCAUAUCUUGGCUUCCGGCCAAUACGAAUCAUCACCAUGUAGUAUGUGUAAACAAUGUAGAAGUGAAAAUAGUUAAACAAGGUGUAUAUCGUCAAACGAUUACUGGUCUAUCACCAAGUUCCCAAUACCGGGUCACUGUUAGAGCAAAACACUUGCGAGCUCCCGGUCAGGCACCACAGAUGCCGCCACCAGAAGAGGCACCUGGCGCUUACACAGACUUUCGCACGUUAACCAAAGGCCUGCCAGAUCCUCCACAAGAUAUUCAAGUUGAAGCUGGGCCACAAGACGGAACAUUAUUAGUAACAUGGUCAGCUGUCAAUCGACCACCUUCAUCUGGUCCCGUGACAGGAUAUGCUGUAUAUGCCGACGGAAAGAAGGUAACUGAUGUAGAUUCACCAACUGGGGAUCAUGCAUUAAUUGAUAUCGGCAAGCUGGUCGGACUGAAUCCUCGAAUGGUGACUGUUCGCACCAAAUCUCGGGAAUCCACAUCAGCAGAUAGUCAGCCAACCCUGAUUCCAAACUCCGUGCGGAAUGCAGCGAAGAAUCGUCAUCAUCAACAACAACAACAAGCGAACAUUCCACAAUCUGUACAUCCUCCUCAUAUAAGAAAUCAGCAGCAACAGCAGCACCAGCAACAUCAGCAGCAGCAACAACAAUCACAAUUACAGCGUGGUGGACAAAUGAUGAAUCAGCAUAUGAAUCAGCAACAUCCAGCCAUCAACACAAAUCAUCAACAGCAGAUUCUAGAUCAUCACGAUGAGAAUCUAAGCGAUAAGGAAAUCUUCCCAGGCUCCAUCCAUCAAGGACACAAUAUGCAGCAACGCAACAUCCACCGAAGCAAUCAAAUUCAAAAUUCACAACCGCAAAUACAGUCUCAGAUGCAGCCUCAAGUACAAACUCACUUGCAACAAAUACCACAGCGUGGGAUGAACAGCACAAAUUCACAAUCACAAAUGCAUACAAACCAAACACAACAAAUUUUAUCAAAUCAAUCGCAACAGGUACAUCAUCCACAAAAUCAACAUCAACAGUCGAAGAAAGCUCGAUAUUUCCAAGCAAUGUUUGAUUAUGAUCCUAGUACAAUGAGCCCAAAUCCAGAUGGCUGCGAAGAAGAGUUACCAUUUCAAGAAGGAGAUGUAAUUAAGGUGAUAGGUGAUAAGGAUCAAGAUGGUUUUUACUGGGGAGAACUACGAGGUCGUCGUGGUUUCGUACCGCACAAUAUGGUGUCGGAGAUGGAUGAAAAUCCAGUUGGGCCUCAAGGAGCAAACACAAGUGGAACAAUGGGAAUAGGCCGGAACACAACUGGCACAGGUAGCGGUCUUCAACAAAGUGUGCGCAACGUUAGCCGCGAACGAUGGGGUGAUAUAUAUUGCAAUAUGCCUGUGAAACGAAUGAUUGCGCUAUAUGAUUACGACCCACAAGAACUUAGUCCGAAUGUUGAUGCUGAACAAGUGGAAUUAUGUUUUAAAACUGGCGAAGUAAUUCUUGUAUAUGGUGACAUGGAUGAAGAUGGAUUUUUUAUGGGAGAAUUGGAUGGUGUUCGUGGUUUGGUACCAUCCAAUUUUCUGACUGAAGCACCUGAACAAUAUAACAAUCAGACUGGAAGUGCAAGUACAAGUGGAGUUAAUACACAGAGAAACCAAAACUCUACCAAUACUUCAUUAAAUUCAAAUCAGCGUAACAGUCAACCAUCUGGGCCAGGCGCCAGAGGACCACCUCCACCACCACGCGAAAUUGGUUCCAUAGGUGUUAGUCCAGGUAUGAUGAAUUCUGGAUUAAAUCAGUUGACUCAACGCCCAGGUCUAGGGAAUGCAGUUGGCGGUAGUUCCAUGCGAGAUGCUCGUCCUACUUCCCCUUCACUGUUAGACAACACGGGCCAUCCUGCCCACGAACACCAAUCGCAGAUGAAUCGAAGCGGGAUGGUCGGUGGUAAUAUGACGAAUCAGCAACAAAAUAUCAUGCAACAUAAACCACAACAACCUUACUCGACACAAUCGAGUGAACAACAACAACAACAACAACAACAACAACAACAGCAGCAAUCUUCUGGUAUUUUUUCCACAGCUUCAAAUCUUUUGUCUGGUGCCUCGAAUGCAGCAACUGGUGGUCUCUUUGGCAAUCGUCAAAACUAUCCUAAGGGUCCACAAGUUACACCGCAAACAGGAGGAACUAUGUCGCAACAACAACAGCAUCCGCAGCAACAAUUUAACAGUGGCAAUACUAGUGGUGGAAGUAUUUUUGGUUUCGGUAGUCAGCAAAAUCAACAAAAUCAGCAGAAUCAACAGAAUCAACAGAAUCAGCAACAUCAACAAUCAUUUAAUAAUAAUAUGCAACAAGGCGGUGGACCAGGACAGCCGAACUUAAUGCAAAAAUUAGGUGAUAUAACAGCGCCUGGUGGUGAUAUUUUAUCCAAAGGCAAGGAACUGAUUUUCAUGAAAUUCGGACUGGGAGGCAAAUAGCCUUGUUGUUUAAUAUUAUUAGUUAUAGCCAAAUGAAUUGAAGAAAACGAAUUAAACUUAAUUGAUCAAUACCGAAUAUGUAAUAUGCGAUAUCGAAACAUUCCGUACAUUUCAAACACUGAAAAUUGUUGUUGAACUAUUGUUAAUCAGUUUAAUAGAUGUUAAGUAGUGGGAAGAGUUAUUUGAUAUAAUUGUACGUCGCUUUGUUCAAAUUUACAGAAGUCUUGCAAUUUCAAUUUGAUCAUAUUAUACACUAUAUAAUUUAUGGCAAACAAAAUGUACAAUUAACCUUUAAAUUAAUGAGUCUUCAAUCGACAUCUACACACCUCCAAAAAUGAGCAGUAUGCCCAAUACAAUACAAAAAGUCUAAAUAUGAAAAAAAAUCAAGUUAUUUCCAUCAUCCAAAUCACAACAAAUACUUGUCUUUUCUUCAAAAGUGGUAUGGAUUGAUUUGUUGUAGUGAACAUUUUUUUUUGCUUUAUAACUACAAUUGUUCAAAGCCCAAACUUUCAGUUGUACUUCAUUCCAAACCAAUUUAUCUAUUAUUAUCAUUUCUACACUUUUCGCUAUCACAAAAUGAAUGAUAAAAAUUCUGAGUGCGCAGGCAUGAAUUGUUUGAGCUGCUAAACGUUUGCGAUUGAAGACAAUAGAAGAAGAGCUGUGUGUAGCAAAAUAUAAGAAAGACCAUUUCCAAUGCGUGGGGAAACGAUUGUAUACAAUUCCGAUAUCUAUGCGCGCAUCGUUAGAAUGUUUUCUCAAACAUUGGUUGACACCUAUCAAAAAAUAUUUCGACAGAGCAUUUUGUAAAACAAUGUGUUAAAACAUUCAACUCAUCCAAUAUUUGAUAUUUUUUACCAGUAAUAGAACAAUUAGUUAAACCGCUGAGAAUAAAGUAAGAGCCUUAUGAAAAAACAAACUUGCAAAGACGGGACUUGCAUCCGUCCAGCCCAAAAGAAAACUCUUCGAUGAAAUUAAAAUGCUACAAUAUAGUGAGUUCAAAAGAUUCUCUAGCGUUGUGUGAACAAUCGCAAUCCCAGAAAGGUACUCAAUAAAGUAUUUUGACAACAAACUCAUAAUUGGUUUUUGAUCAACAGAAACGGAACAUGAAUUUAAAUUGCUAGAGUUUUCACGCUCUGUGUUUUUGAGACUACAUUUUCACUGUAGUGUCUUCUUAUAUUGCACACAAAUCAAUCUUCUCGUGCCUUCAAUCGACAAUCGAAAUGUCACUAUAUAUACAUAUAUGUAUAAUAUACAUUGUAUAUGUUUUUAUGUAAAUGUACAUGCAUAUGUAUAUGUAUAUGUAUAUAUACUCUAUUCAUAAGAAUUAAUAGAAGUAAUGAACAAACGCAGAAAAAUAAUAACUGAUAUAAUAAUGCAGAAUAUUUCAAAUACUUUAAAUCAGCUUUAUCGUCAAAAUAAGAUAAAAAUUCCUCUUUACCCCGUGGCUCAGUGUCACCCCUUCAACAAAUACGUAUCUCAAACUCUAGCUUUUGGGGGGCCAAAAUGAAGUUUUUUUUCAUCUCAUUUCAUCCUCCGGAUUCUAUUUCCAAGAACUUUUCCUUCGAACAUGUUUCAUAUCUAAAUCUUCUCAGGAGUAAUCGCUUGAAAAAUAUUUGGCUAUUUUAUUAUAUAAGCUAGUCACAGUUGACAGAUCAUGUAUCGCUUUAGCAUCACUAUUCACAAAGUUGUGAUAUUUUUAUAUUCGCAUCGUAUUGCAAACUUUAUCAUCGAGUAUAACCGUUUUUGAUGCUGGAUGCACCCUGAACCAAUAAUUAUUACAAAAUUGGUACGUGAACAUAUCGGCAUCAUUUGUUUAUACUCAACUCAGAAUUUUAUAAUUAUAUGUAUCGAGUAUACUGAUAUUUUAGUUUUGCCGGAAUAAUUUAUUGGAGUAGCAAUAUCUGGGUUAUCAAUAUCGUGUGGAAACAUGUCAAUUUUGUUAGGUUGAAAUCCAUGUGAAACUUAACCUCUGGAUUUAAACUAAAAUGUCUCUAAGGCUGAUCCAAAAAUGUAUAAACUUUUUGGUGAUUCCCGGAGCUUAAUUGCUAAAUUCUAAUGAUAUUAACUUAAUUUGCUGUGGGUUUUCAUUAGUGAUAAUUUUCUCUAAUAUUAGAGAAGCUAAUAAUUUGAAAAAUGAGAAAUCCGGGAAUCACAAAAAAUUUAUAUCUUUCUUUUUGAACCACUCUAAUGUCCUUAAUGCAAGGUGUUGACAUAGAUGGUGUCAGCUUUACCUUAAAUAGUUUUGUGGCUUGCCACGUAAUAACUAACUAAAAUAAGCUAAUGGGUGCCUAAUGAUAGGCUUACCUGCCUUAAAGCAUCCACAUUAGAUUAUUAGACUUGCAGGUCUUUAUGAUCGAAGAAAAUUGUAAUCUCCAUAUACAACGUAAUCCAUACUUGUUCCGAGUUUGAAUAUUUUUAGGGAUUAUUAAUUGAACAGUUUAAUUUAUAGUAGCAUGAAGGGCUUGUUCAAAAAGAAGAACGAUUUCGAUCAAUAUAUUCAAUACGGAGAAUACAUUCCAUUUUUCUCGUGAAAAUCGAUCAAAAUCCACAUCAUACACGGAGAGAAUUGACAGUUGUCAGACGAAAUUAAAAUAAAGACGUAAAAUUGCUGAUCUGUUAAAAUACCAACCGCUCAAACCUACAAACUGGCGUUUUACAAACGUCGUCUACACAAUUUUCAGUUAUUAUUUUGUGUGCAUGUUCCUCUCUUUGGGACGGCACAAAUUCAUUAUUUUUGUGAUUUUUUUUAUUCCGCUUUUAGACUACCCUAAUGUUUUCGUUUAUGUAAUAUAAACCUGUCUACGAAAACAUUCAAACCAAAUCUACUUAUAUAAUAAAUUGCAAUAUUUCUUUGGUUUUUCAAUUCAAACAAAUUCAGUAAUGAAUCGGACAUUCUAUCUUGUGAAAGAUUUGACCCACAGUGUAUAUAUUACUAUGCAACAGCAAAAACCCGUAAAGGAAGGAACUGCCAAAAGAGAGCAAAACAUUUUUUCGACAUUUGUUGCAUAGUGUAUUUUUAACAGAGUAGUUCUUUGAAGUUCGUACUUGUGAAAUUUGGUACAAACCUUCAUAUCAUUAAUUACUAUAAAAUCAUCUUCAAAUAGUUUUAUCCAAACUCAAUGCAUAUUGUAACCGCUUAAAGAGUUGCGAAAUCCAAUUUUCAACUUGUAUAAAAAAUAGUGAUUUUCAAACUAUUUUUAUUAUUUACAACCAGAUUAUUCUGUAUUCAAAAUGAUAUAUACCCUCUAGUGCAUUAAUUUUUCCCAGGACUUGGUUGAUUUUUGGCCAUAGAUAAUUUAAAAAAUAUUCAUAAUCCUGGAUUCCUCGCGGCUUAGUCAGGAAAUGCGAUUGACAUAAAUCAGAGAACAAUCAAAUCCAUUGUUUAAAACACGAAAACCGCUUGAUGUAAACGCAUUAUUCGUGAAAAGAACCAAAUUGUAGAGGACACCUUGAAGAAUAAAAAUGCCUGCUUUUGAAGCAAUGUGAUCCGACGUACGAUUUACGAUACAGGCGUUCAAAAUUUGCCCGUAUAAAAGCGGUUGUAUGCACUAAAGGGUUAAACUAAGCAUGCCAGAUAGUGCAAUACACACACAGAAAUAAUGUUAUGAAUCUUAGUAUUAGUGAUUCUUUUGGAUUAUUUAAUUAUUAUUCUUUUUCAUGAAUCUAUACCAUAGUUCUUUUACCACGACAUAGAAUUUUUCGUUGAAGAAAAAACUUUGGUUGUGUUGGUACGAAAUUUGACAGUGACAGAAUUUUCGUUUCAGAAUUUCUAGAAAAUUCUGUCACUGUCAAAUUUCGUACCAACACAACCAGAGUUUUUUUUUCAACGAAAAAAAUUCUACACUGAGAAAAAAAUAUCUGAAAAAAUCACAGAUGUGAUUUCUGAAAAAUCUUUUCUCAGUGUAUGUAGUGGUAAAAGAACUAUGGUAUAGAUUUAAGAAAAAGAAUCACUAAUACUAAGAUUAGUAAUUUUUUUUUCUAUGUGUGUAUAGGAGAUAUGCACACAGUCUAGGAUAUAUCUACUAGUAGAUGCAAUACACACCUGUGUCCAAUUGUGUUGAAAAGUUUCAUUUUUGGGAAACGCCAGAGUUUUUGACUUCUCUUCAAAGAAGUUUCGAUAACGUAUAUAAAAACCAAUUCAUUUUCAAUAGAAACGUUGCGCUCUUUAAAAACCAUUUUUGAGCAAACAAUCAUAACUUUUCAUUUUUCGAAAAAAAUAAUUUUCUACCGGCUGUUAAAUUUGUUUUAAAGAGAGAUCGAAGACGAAUAAUUACUUUUCAUCAAUAAUUUUUCAUCAUGAUCGCUGAAAAGUAUGAAAAAUGAAGUUUUCUGCAUAGCAGACAUUUUUUUGUUAUUAAUUUAUUUAAUACUGGCAUAGUACGGUAAACCAAUUUUAUCAAGUUUUCUGCAUUUUUUCAGCUAGAAUCAAUUUUUAAUGAUGGGUUUUUGCAGUGUAAUCUUUACUUAGCCAAUACAAAAAACUAAAUUAAAAGUUAUUCAGUUCGAGCUAGUUAAGAUCGAACGAUUUAGAACUGGAUAUCUUGAAUUACCGCUAUUACAAUCAAUGCUUCAUUCCCUCCAAACGCCCCUCCAGAUGAAAACGUUGAUAUUUCGAGCCUAUACGGUACUCCCAGCACUAAGUUUGGUUUUAACACUCAUCAUCUUGUAAUGUCAUCAAAUCAUCAAGUUGAGAAGCUUUUGUGUAAAUGAGGCCUGGGGAAUGGGAUAUAGUCGAAUAUUUUUCUUAUUUUGACUCAAGAAGAAAAUUAAAUUUAAUUAUACGUGCCCUGUCUGUAUAACCUGUGUAAAAAUAAACAUCAUGUAAAUGCUGCGCAUCGAAUAUCAUAAAUAUAUUUGAUCAAACAUUUUGUAUAUACAGAAAUAUGAUGAACUGUGUGACUAUAUUCAACUGUAUACAGGCUUAUAUGCUUGGGUGUUUCAUGAUUUCCCUCUUAUAAGGAAAUUUAUUAGUUCCAAUGAUUUUGCAUAGUUGCCCUAUAAAAUCCGUGCUUCAAAAAUAAUUUUACAACAGAAAAAGGUGAAAAUGUCAAUAAUUUGAUUGAGAUUUCGGUUUGAUUUUUCGGCAUAUUCUUAUUAACCGCUUGGCAUCUACCAAUGGUUUAUAAUACUAGAUUUUCGUUGUGUACACUAAUUAAUGAAGUAAAACAUCAAAAAGGAAAUUAUGAAACACCGAAAGCAAAUUGAAGUUUACAUUUUAGGUAGAUAUUGCAUUAUUUGAUGAAUUUUUAUCUAGAGCCAAUACGCUCCAUUUACUAUCGUAUUUACGCAUUCUCAUCUAGCUGAAAAUUCAGCAAUGAGAUUAUUUCCAGCUAAAAUUUAAAUUCAAAUUUGCAAAUGGUUACGAAGAAAUUUAUUUUCGCCUUCAAAAACAUUCUAGGCAUAAUAAAUGUAAUUCCAGAAGCACAAAAGUAUUAUUGACUCAGUUUAAGCUAAUAAAAAUCAUUCUAACAUUUCUAUUGGUAUACAAAACGUUUUCAUGAAAAAAAACAUGGGCAAAAAUGUGCCAAUGAAUGAAUUCUUCGGAAUUGAAUAUUUUUUCACUCAAUGCAAGGUUUGGAUCUCCAAUCCACCACAACAUGAAAUAAUGUUCAAUUUGGAAAAAUACAUCCAGUAGCACGUUUUUGCACAGAUCUGAUUAUGGGCAGAAAGAAAGAGGGGAAGACGAACACGAAAAAUUACUUUUCGCUGAAAAGAAGUUCACAAAAAACGAAUCCUGUUUUAUCUAAAUUUUAUUGAAAAAAUAUGUAAGGGCACAAAGUACUCGUUACUAGUAUUCAAUAAAAAAAAGGUCAGAAAUAUUAUAUGUAUGUGGAAAACUUCGCCAAUAUUGCAGGAAAGAGCUACGAAAAUCGACCUGAUUAAUUCGUAAUAGCCUGUCUUACUUGUAACAGACUGUGCUCUUUUGCUUCUCUGACUCCAAUAUUACAUUCGUGAGCUUAGCUUCUCUUUCGAUUUCCGAACCAUCAUAUGUUUAUGAAAUUUAAAAAAAUCCGUACAAAUCUCUCUACCAUCAUUUUCUCAAGUCAAAGGAGUAAGAAUGUGUAUGGGUAUUUUCCAUGCAGGGACAUUUUGCUGGGAUUAGAAUUUGGGAAAUGGUCAAAAUUCUAUAUAUGACGAAGAGGUUAUCACAUAAAUGAUUUUAAGGCUCAUACGUGGUUAGGAGCUGGUUAGAAAGAUCUAGAAGUCAGCUAGAGUAAACUCUAGCACACAUGUAUCGAUGAUUCCAUACCAAAUCAGUUUCGAAUUGGAUCGACCUCCAUAGGCUGAACAUUUGCAAACUUGGAAACUGGUGAAAGGUGGAAAGAUGAAAUCCACAAUCUUGGGGUCACUUUUGGCACUCAAUAAUGACAUUUUUGCAACUGCAAUCCAGGGCUCAAAAAGCGCACAUUCAGUUCGCAGUACAACUCAUUUGAAUGAUAGCCACAGCUUUCGUGUGCGAUGUUUUUUUCAUACAAACUGAGUUGUGUGCGCACACCGCUCACUUGUUUCUCCAUUGCUUUGUGGGGAUCUUCGUUCGGUCGGAAAAAAUGUAGUAGGCUCUACAUAGCCGAAAUACAAGCAAAAACAUGUUUUUUUUAAUCUGCGUGUCUGCUGUGAGUUUUUGAGCGCACAUUGAAUGAACAGUGAUAAACUCAUUUUUAUUUGAACAUUUGUGAACUGUUCGUCGUCCGUUCGUGUGCGUGUAGCGCGCAUGACAUUGUAAUGCAUUGCGCUACUCACAGGGUUCACUCUGUGCGAUUCUUAAGCCCUGCUGGAAUCUAUGUGAAAAGUGGUAAACACAUUGGCAAGCCCAUGACACCGUUAAAUCAAAAUCACGAUGUAUGCGAAAUGCAUCAAAUGGAGUGCCAUCUGUGUCAUGCUGCUUUUGUUCGUGUAAAUCCAAAUUCAUUCAAUUUGAAUACUCAAAAAACGUUCAAAAAUUCAAAACCAUUAGCUCAUAUAAUAUUGGAUUUAAUCCAAGUUGAAAACUCUUACUGGAACUGAUUUGGUGUGGAAUCGUGGAUUUGUACAACAAACGAGUAUCCAAUUCCGUGUACAUAUGCAUAAAUGCAUGGGUGCUUGCCAACUUCCAAGCCAUUGAGAAUUUUUCAAGGAAAACAAUUUUCCAUUCAAAUCGAGCGUUUUUCCUCUCAUAUCGAGCACUGAUAUUAGCAAAAUUAAAAACGUAUAGAUUUUGCACCAAAAUCUACUUAAUAUGUUUACAUCAAAAAAUAGUAAUUAAAAAAAUGUUCAAAAGUCAAAUAUGUAUGUACUAUUAUCGUUUACUUUACUGACAUACAUUGUCGAUCUUUACCAAUAAGAAAACGUUAUUGAUACACUGGAAUGAUUGAAUACCAUUGUGUGUAUGAGAAUAUAUUCGAUCUGAAGUAGAAAUUCAACUUAAUUUAAAAACAAAAUGAAAAUAUUGAUAGCUAUGAAAAUUUAAUUUAGAUUGGAAGAGAAAAAGUGGAGUUUGAUCAGAAAAAAACAAACAACUUGGAUAUUCUCAAUCACGAUCUCCACAGGACUGAAUUGUAACCAAUUCAUCAAAUCGAAAAAAAUUUAGGGAAUAUUUUUUCGUUCUAUCUGCAGAAAUGAAAGUCGGCUUAUCUGCCAAUCAGCUGUCAAGGUUUUAUCCCAGAAUAACAGUUGAUGGUAUUACAAUCGUUUCAAAGACACAUUAUAUCAGUUUCAUUCCUUUAAUUGUUAUAUGAGGUGACCAAUUCAACAGAAUGGUUUUAAUUAUAACUAAUGAAAAAUAUGAGACAGUAUCAUUGAUACUUCAUCCACCUUCAACUGCUAUCAAACCCAUGGUUAUAGUCCACAAAGGAUAUUUUUUUGAACUGUAAGCCAUUUAGAGCAAAAAUGUUUAACUUUUAUAGAUUUUUUUUUUUCGCUUCUAUUAAUUUUCAGAUCGUUUCAAGUAACUUUUUUUCAAAUAUUUAUUGUCUUAUAUCUUCAUUUAAGUAUGUAAUAUAAGUUGAAGCAUAUCCUGAGAAUCAUUCCUUCUAAAGUGAAUAUUGUACAGUAAAAACAAGUGAGAUCCAUUCCGUAUAAAGAAAAUAAUAUGAAAGGAUGAGUUCGAAUAAUUCUCAAUAAGUAUAAGUUUCUUCAUUUUUCCCAAUUUGUGGCGAUUCAUUUUUCAAUAAAUCUGAACAGAACAAACUUUCUCGAGCUUUGGCUUUGUAUAUUACAAUUUGGUUCAAUUAAGUUAAGCAUUAUAUUGUAUAUUUUUCUUUGAAGUAAUUAUUUCCAAGAAUAUGUAUGUAUACAAAUGCAUUGAACAAAAAAUACCGAAGAUUUGAAGCUACAAAAAUAAAUUGUAUAUUUUUACUCUUUGCUAUAUCCUUAUAAAAUAUACGAACACAUAAUGAUCAGUA